CUCUCACUAGUCUCGUGCCCAGCAUCUCUCCUCCCCACGCACCGACAGCCCUGGGCCGCCGCGGGGCGGGGGAUGCCGGGCUGCCGGAUCAGCGCCUGCGGCCCAGGGGCCCAGGAAGGGACGGCAGAACCGGGGUCGCCCCCGCCGCCACCCCGGGAGCCCCUGCCGUCCCUCCAGCCCCCUUCCCCAUCGUCGACCUCGACUCCGACCCCCACUAAGUCACCGCCCUUACCCGAGGCGGCCGAGACACCCGUGGAAGGGCAGGAGCUGCAGCGCUGGCGCCAGGGUGCUAGUGGGGGGUCUGGGGGCGCGGGCCCGGCGGGGAUCGCGGGCGCGGCGGCGGGGGCAGGGGCCCGUGCGCUGGAGCUGGCCGAAGCGCGGCGGCGACUGCUAGAAGUGGAGGGCCGCCGGCGCCUGGUGUCGGAGCUGGAGAGCCGGGUGCUGCAGCUGCACCGAGUCUUCUUGGCUGCGGAGCUGCGCCUGGCGCAUCGCGCCGAGAGCCUGAGCCGCCUGAGCGGCGGCGUGGCCCAGGCCGAGCUCUACCUGGCUGCGCACGGGUCGCGUCUCAAGAAGGGUGCGCGCCGCGGUCGCCGGGGUCGUCCCCCGGCGCUGCUGGCGUCCGCGCUGGGCCUGGGGAGCUGCGUGCCCUGGGGCGCAGGGCGGCUACGGCGGGGCCAGGGCCCGGAGCCCGACUCGCCCUUCCGCCGCAGCCCGCCCCGCGGUCCCGCCUCCCCCCAGCGCUGACCUCAGUACCCCGGACCCCUGGCCUCCCGAGGCAGGCGAGUCUCCAGGUGCGGGAGGACGGACGGACGGACGGAUCCAGGUGCUGGCUAGAUGGACGGCGUCAUCUCCGCGGAGGAGUCAGCGGGGGUCCAUGGGGGCCCUGAAAGUGACACUGAGCUCCUCAGAGGCUCCACUCUAUGGGUUUGGACUGACUUCUGCAUUCCGCACCUUCUCUGGAUACCCUGCCUUCAGGAAGACUUCCAGGACUGACUGUACCCAGUCUCGGGCGCCCUCCUCCCAGGAGCCCUUACAGUGGCAAGGGACUGGGUCCUGGGAACUUGCUCCACUCUGCAUUGCUUCCCAUACACUGUAUUUGCCUUUGCUUAUACAGAG
Molecule: messenger RNA, 1116 nt
Organism: Mus caroli (Ryukyu mouse)
Lineage: Eukaryota; Metazoa; Chordata; Mammalia; Rodentia; Muridae
Gene: Trnp1
Product: TMF1 regulated nuclear protein 1
Biological process (GO): regulation of cell population proliferation
Cellular component (GO): nucleus
Molecular function (GO): DNA binding
Source: RefSeq, a predicted model, not a curated record